Chironomus riparius is the source of this 1920-nucleotide messenger RNA. The record is from the annotation of a GenBank genome assembly. NCBI's taxonomy places the organism in Eukaryota, Metazoa, Arthropoda, Insecta, Diptera, Chironomidae.
CUAUAAUCGUUUUAACAACAAAAAGAGAACAGAAUAUUAAUAAUUUGCAAAAAACACUAGGAUAAUCAGUACAUAAUGGAUUCUGAUGAUAGAGUAUAUGCAGCGGAACGCAUAUUAAAGAAGAGAAUCAAAAAGGGAAAAGUUGAAUAUCGUGUAAAAUGGAAAGGAUGGAGUCAAAGACAUAAUACAUGGGAGCCAGAAGAAAAUAUAUUGGAUGAUAGGCUUAUUGAAAUUUUUAAUAGAUCUCAAAAGUAUUCAACACCGAAGAAACAGACGGGAAAGAAGCGAAUUAUGGAAGAUUCUGAUUCAGAUGAUGGUGAUACAUCACAAGUUGAAAUUGAAGAAAAAGAGCCACCAACAAAGAAGGAAAAAAUUAAUAAAGCUAAAGAAAAGGAGACUGAAAAGAAAGUUAGUGUUAAAAUUGAGAAGAAGCAGGAAACAAAUCAAAAGAAGGAAGAAGUUUCUAGUCCGAAAAUAACUGUAACAAUUCCCAGUAAUAACAAUAUUAUUAGCACACCGAAAGCAUCACCAAUUAUAGCGAUUCCAAAAAUUAUCAUUCCUCCGGAAGUUGUUUCAUCACAAAACGAAGAUUCAUCGCAUAGUAGUAGCAGUGAUGAUCACCCAAUUGCCGUAUCUAAGGAAUCAGAUAAAGCGAAACGUAAAGCCGAGGUGCUAUCUAAAGAGUCUGGUAAGAUAGGAAUUUAUAUCAAAAAGACAAACAUAAAUUCUCCUGCAGUAACACCAACAUCCACAACAGUUAAGCCUUUAUUGUCACCUAAAAUUAAAAUUGAAAAGAAAUCACCAAUCUCAACGCCAAUUUUACCGCUACCUAUAAUAAUAAAGGAAGAGGAGCAAGACUCUUCUUCCACAACAACAGAAACUUCCGUUUCGUCCGUUUCAGUAACAAAUGAACCAAUUAUUGAAAAGAAGGAACAAGCAGAAAAUACUGAAAGUAUUUCAAUUAAAGUCGAGGAGCCUAAAACUCCCGAAAAAUCACCCACGUUGGAUGAAUCAACAAAAACAUCAAGCAGCAAGGAGAACAAAUUUACAAAUUUGAUGACAAAUAGUAAUAUGAAAUUGUUAACAUCACCAAAAUCAGCACAUCCAAAAUUAUGGCUACCCAAAACUCAGUCGACAUCCGAUCAAGUUUUUAUCACAGACGUAACAGUAAAUUUAGAGACAGUAACGAUUCGUGAAUGCAAAACUGAACGGGGAUUUUUCAAGUCACGACAAGAAAUGGAAAGGAAUCUCACAACAGCACAAUAAUUACUUUUUCGAAUGACUUUUAUGUUUUUUUUUUAAAUUAUUUUAUGAUUUCUUUACGAUUAUUUGCCAGUACAACAAAUUAAUUAGUAAUAUGUAUAUAUCCUUCUUAUUUUUUUAAUUUGUAUCAUUUAAGAGCCUUAUUUAUAAGAGUAUUCAUUCUUCAAUCUUAAUUUAUUGCUUUGUUUAAGUGGAACUGCUUAAAUUUGUCCAUAUUUAAGUGUCUUUAUGAAUUUGGGGCUCGUCGAAAAUGAAUUCAGCGUCAGCGACCGCAUGUUUUUUGCAUUUUUUUUUCUUUAACUCCUAAAGAUACACAAAAUAUAAAAAUGAGGGAUUAUAGAACUUAAUAAGACCUUCAUUUGGAUAUAGAUAAUGUUAUCCUUAACAUCCCCGUUGAAUUUUUUUCUUGAUUAUUUUGACGAGCCCAAUUUAUAAUUUUUUAUUGUGUCAAACAUUAUAAGCCAGUAGCUUUGAGCAAUAAAACUAAGUUUCCUUUUUUGUUCCAACUGUCUACUGGAACUAUUGAUGACUAUAAUAAUGAUUCGUUCAAAAUUUGUACCUUUCAACAAUAAAAUUAAUAACAUUAACGCAUAAAAUCUGUGUUUAGAACUAUAGAUGAUUAUGAAUAAUAAAAAAGUUGACUUCUUUUAAUUCCAA